GGCCGGGCCGGGCCAGGGAAAGCGAAAGGAAAGGGAAAGCGGGCGGCGGGCCCAUGGCGUCGGGGCAGGAGCAGGCGGCGGCCGAGCGGCCCCAGGGACUGGCUGCGGGGGCCGGCGCGGGCGGACGCGCGUCCUGCGGGCACUGGGUGAGCGCGGCCGAGCUGCAGCCGUGGGUGCGGGCGCUGCUGCAGCAGGGCAUCACGUCCUGGCGCUGCCCGCGCUGCCCGGAUGCCAGGUGGCUCUGGCAGGAGCUCCGUGACCUUGGGCUCUUCUCUGGCCGGGAUCAGGCCUGGCUGGAGGCCACAAUCCUGGCGCAGGAAGGGGCCAGGAGCAGCUACCGCCAGUGCCCGCGCUGCCAGCUCCUGGUGCAGCGCCCGGCGCCCGGGCCCCUGCGCACUGCCUGCCCCCCCUGCUCCAGGAAGGCCAAGCAGCUGCGCUGCUUCUGCUGGGGCUGCCACCAGGCCUGGGAGGAGCCGUCAGCCCUGGGCGACACCAGCCAUGGCUCCCUGUGUGCCCUGCUGACCGUGCUGCAUGAUGCUCCUGAAAUCCGGGCCCCUGAGUCGUGCGUCAAUGGCUGCCCCUCACUGCGAGCCUGUCCCGAGUGCCGGACCUUGGUGACACACAAUCAGCGGGGUUGCCCUAUGGUGCGGUGCCCUCAAUGCCAGGCCUGGUUCUGCUACCGCUGCCUGGAUGUGGCUGAGCACUGGCAUGUCUGUAUGGUUGCAGCCCGGCAGCAGGACUUCAGCAGGCGUGCUGCGGCUCCCCCUCCCAGUGUCCGUCGUGUGCUCCCGGCUCGUAGGAUUCGGUGCAGGCUCCAUGUCCCUGGGUAGCAGGCCCCAGUGCCCAACUCCUCCUGUGCCCUGCAGUAGCCCCUGGGCCACAGAGCAGGGCCCAGAACUGCUCCUCCCAUGCUGCACCUCCGCCUGCCCCCACUGGAAAUCCUGUGAGGCUCAGACCCCAGCAGGAGCUCUGCCCGCAACUGCCUGCACCUUGAUCCGCAAGGCCCCGUGAGUUGGGAGCGGAUGCCUUGAUAGCUGUGGCUGGGCACUCCAGCCCCCUCACUCCUACUGAGGUGCUGGGACUGGGGAAAAACCUAGAAGCACUGCUAAUAAUCUAGGCAGCUGGAGCGGUGCGAUUGCAUUUGAGACGGAAGCAAAAACAAGUAUAUCUUUCUUGGAAAGUGUGUUCUUGUGCUGGAUGUUGAGCUUGUAUCAAAGCAGUAAUAAAUGAGGCAAGAAUGAA
This is a messenger RNA of Alligator mississippiensis (American alligator), 1242 nucleotides long. RefSeq lists its product as uncharacterized. The record is from RefSeq and is a predicted model, not a curated record. Bases 54 to 830 code for a protein of 258 amino acids. NCBI's taxonomy places the organism in Eukaryota, Metazoa, Chordata, Crocodylia, Alligatoridae. The transcript has 4 exons.